Populus euphratica (Euphrates poplar) is the source of this 468-nucleotide messenger RNA. RefSeq lists its product as uncharacterized. Bases 1 to 468 code for a protein of 155 amino acids. Gene Ontology annotation, biological process: telomere maintenance; DNA repair. The transcript is spliced from 2 exons. Lineage: Eukaryota; Viridiplantae; Streptophyta; Magnoliopsida; Malpighiales; Salicaceae. Gene Ontology annotation, molecular function: DNA helicase activity. The record is from RefSeq and is a predicted model, not a curated record.
AUGGCAUCCCAUACUGUACGGGAUGAUGAGGCUUUAAUGAAUAAUCGAUUCUCUUUUGAAGCAUUGGAUAGGUCAUUAUGUGAUGUGCUGAAAGAUGUCGGUGGAAGGUGCCCAGAUGAACAUUUCGGUGGGAAAUCAAUCUUGUUAAGUGGAGAUUUUUGUCAGAUUAUUCUUGUUAUCUCUGGUGGAACUAAGAUGUUUUGGUUAGAAGUCCACGUGAACUGCAAGUCCAAGGGUCAUCUGGAGAUUUAUCUCAACGCAAAUUCUGUUGAAGCGCCUUUUGGUCAUGGAAACAACACAGAAUUAUUAUAUCCAAUUGAGUUUAUAAAUCAGCUUGAAUUCAAUGGUGUCCCUUCACACGCUCUUGCUUUGAAAUUGGAGACACCAGUUAUGUUGCUUGGGAACCUUAACCCAGCUGCAGGUCUAUAUAAUGGAACAAGGCUCAUCAUCACAGAGCUUGCCAAAUGA